AUGAUGAAAGCACGGUCACAUAUACUUCACAAACUACUAGAUGGAUGCGUACAACGACUGGAUACGACAGUUUUGGAUAAAAUGCUCCCAACCAAACAUGAAUACGUCCUAUACAUUCAACUGACUCCAUUGCAAAUUGAUUUAUACAGGUAUUAUAUCAAAUAUUCCGUAAAUGCAACGAAAUGCGCAAUCACAAACAUUAUGAGCCCCAAUUCGUCGGAGUUUUUUCAUGACUUUCGUAGCCUGCUCAGAAUUUGUGCCCAUCCAUGGGUAGUAAUAAACAAAUCAGAUAAAACUACGCCAGAUAGUGAAGAAAGUGAAGAUGAAGAAUCAUUUUGCGAAAAAUCUGCUGGCAAAGGCAAGGAUUUCGGUUUGGUUAAUUUAAUUUCCGAUAAUAGUUCUGAGGAGAGCGCAUCGGAAUCUGUUAUGGAAACAGACACACCGACAAAAACCCACAUAAAUGAUGAUUGGUGGAAAGUACCGUUCAGCCAACGGAUAGAAGAGUUUGAUAGCAUUCAAUGCUCGGGAAAACUGGUUUUGUUGUUUUCAAUUUUGGAAGACGCAUGCAACGAUAAGUUGUUGGUAUUUUCGCAAAGCCUGGAAUCGCUUAAUAUGAUUGAACACUUCCUUGCCGUGAUCGAUGGAAUGAAUUGGAAACCAGGCGUCGAUUAUUUCCGUUUGGAUGGAAACACGAACAUCGAAAAGCGCAAACUAUACUGUGAACGCUUCAAUGAUACCAAAAAUUCACAGGCAAGACUUUUUCUCAUUUCAACGAUGGCUGGAGGCUUGGGCAUAAAUUUGACUGGUGCCAACCGCACUCAAUGUGUAUUCAGAGCUUAUCGCUUGGGCCAAGAAAAACCUUGUUUCAUUUACCGUCUCAUUGCUCUUGGUUCGAUAGAAGAACAAGUUUACAAAAGGCAAGUGACAAAGUUGUCUAUUUCAAAGCGAGUUAUUGAUGAGCACCAAAUUGAUCGGCAUUAUAAACAACACGAAUUGAGCGAGUAUUAUAGUAUAGAUCGAAUCAGCCCACAAGACAAAAGACCAGAAGUGAUUAUUCCAGAAGAUCCAAUUCUCGCAACACAAUUGCAAAACAAUGGACACCUGAUUUACAGCUAUCAUACUCAUGACUCUCUCCUUGAAAACAAAGUAGACGAAGGUUUAACUCAACAUGAAAUCGACAGCGCUUGGAAUCAAUAUCAAAUUGAUAUGACUAAAAAUGAACAAAAAGACAGGAUAUUGAAAUAUCGACCAUUUUUUGAGAAAGCCGAACUGGUAAACUUGCUCACUCUGAAAGCAAAACAGGACCAUCCUCACCAGGAAAGUGUACUGGAAUAUAUUCCAGCUCUUUUAAGAGAGCUACAUGAGCAACGUGCAAAUGAUGAUAUGCGGAUGCUCAAUGAACUAUAUGAUAUCUACGUAUCCCAUGGAAAGAAAGUCGAAGGCUCAUUUGACUCACAUGCCUAA
Molecule: messenger RNA, 1464 nt
Organism: Sitodiplosis mosellana (orange wheat blossom midge)
Lineage: Eukaryota; Metazoa; Arthropoda; Insecta; Diptera; Cecidomyiidae
Product: transcriptional regulator ATRX homolog
Exons: 7
Coding region: 1-1464 (487 amino acids)
Cellular component (GO): nucleus
Molecular function (GO): ATP binding; ATP-dependent chromatin remodeler activity; ATP hydrolysis activity
Source: RefSeq, a predicted model, not a curated record